GGAGCAUGCGCACUGGCAGCCCCUCGCACAGCCUUUGGAGACUAUGCGCAGGUGCGGUGCACUGCGCGCGGGCACCAGGGCGGUUUUUUCGACGCUGGCGGUGGAGGCAGGCAGCAUGAACCACGGUUGCUGGGCGGAUGGGGAGCGUCUGUGGUCAGUUGCCUUAGAAAUGGUGAGAGGGGAAGACCCUGGAGGAUGCCUGACAAGGGGAUGUCUGACACAUGAUAAAGUUGGAGCUCUUUUUGAAAUGUUUCUUGCCCUUCCUGGAGCAGAGGAGCCAUUAUUUAUGCAGUGAUUAUGCUUGUCAUUGCUGGUGGCAUCCUGGCGGCCUUGCUCCUGCUGAUAGUUGUCGUGCUCUGUCUUUACUUCAAAAUACACAACGCACUAAUAGCUGCAAAGGAACCUGAGGCUGUGGCUGUAAAAAAUCACAACCCAGACAAGGUGUGGUGGGCCAAGAACAGCCAGGCCAAAACCAUUGCCACGGAGUCUUGUCCUGCCCUGCAGUGCUGUGAAGGAUGUAGAAUGUGUGCCAGUUUUGAUUCCCUGCCACCUUGCUGUUGUGACAUAAAUGAGGGCCUCUGACUUGGGAAAGGUGGGCACAAAAAUCUUCAUGAGCAAUACUUCUUAGUAGAUUGUUUUGUUAUUCAAAUCAAGUUCUAGAGUUUUUAUGUGAGAUGAUAUAAUUUACAGUGUUGUUUUAUAUACUUUUGAAUAAAUGUACACUAUUAAAAAUAA
Molecule: messenger RNA, 735 nt
Organism: Nomascus leucogenys (northern white-cheeked gibbon)
Lineage: Eukaryota; Metazoa; Chordata; Mammalia; Primates; Hylobatidae
Gene: FAM24B
Product: family with sequence similarity 24 member B
Exons: 4
Coding region: 298-582 (94 amino acids)
Source: RefSeq, a predicted model, not a curated record